Sceloporus undulatus (fence lizard) is the source of this 1044-nucleotide messenger RNA. RefSeq names its product transketolase-like protein 2. Lineage: Eukaryota; Metazoa; Chordata; Lepidosauria; Squamata; Phrynosomatidae. The record is from RefSeq and is a predicted model, not a curated record. Gene Ontology annotation, molecular function: thiamine pyrophosphate binding; transketolase activity.
UGGAUCCACUCCAUCCGCGCCACCUGCGCCUCCAACUCUGGCCACCCCACAUCAUGCUGCAGUGCUGCAGAGAUCAUGUCCGUCCUCUUCUUUCACACCAUGCGCUACAGGCCCCAGGAGCCAGGCCACCCCAGCAAUGACCGCUUUGUGCUCUCCAAGGGCCAUGGACCUGUGCUGUAUGCUGCAUGGGCUGAAGCUGGUUAUAUCAAAGAGCCAGAACUUCUGAAUUUGAGGAAAAUAAACUGUGAUUUGGAAGGCCACCCAACUCCAAGGCUGCUUUUUGUGGAUGUGGCCACUGGUUCACUGGGACAGGGCCUAGGAGCUGCCUGUGGAAUGGCCUAUACAGGAAAAUAUUUUGAUAAAGCCAGUUACCGAGUGUAUUGCUUGUUGGGUGAUGGUGAAUCCUCGGAGGGCUCUGUAUGGGAAGCCCUGCAGUUUGGAUCUCAUUACCAACUGGACAAUCUGGUAGCCAUUUUUGAUGUCAACCGGCUGGGGCAGAGUGAAGCAGCACCAUUAAAGCAUGACAUUGAUGUCUAUCGCAAGCGUUGUGAAGCCUUUGGGUGGAACACCUAUGUCGUAGAUGGUCAUGAUGUUGAAGAACUGUGUUGGGCUCUGUGGCAAGCAAGUCAGCAGAAGGGGAAGCCUAUAGCUAUAGUGGCCAAAACAUUCAAAGGGCGAGGAAUCCCAGGUGUGGAAGAUGCUGACAACUGGCAUGGAAAGCCUAUGCCAAAGGACAAAGUGGAGUCUAUCAUCAACUCUAUUCAGAGCCAAAUUGAGACUAAUAAAGUCUUGCCUAUCCAACCACCUGCACAAGAUGUGCCAGAAGUCAAUUGCAUGAAUAUCAGGAUGCCCUCUCCACCUGCCUUCAAAAUUGGGGAAAAGGUGGCCACCCGAAAAGCCUAUGGUUUAGCACUGGCUAAGCUAGGAAAUGCUAACUCCCAUGUGAUAGCCUUGGAUGGUGACACUAAGAACUCUACUUUCACUGAGCUCUUCAAGCAGGCUCAUCCUGAACGCUAUAUAGAAUGUUUUAUUGCUGAGCAGAAC